GCGGGCUUCUAAUUUACUGAGCCCGCAAUGAGUAAUUUGUGUUUGUUAGACGUGUGGGGCUUACAGACACACGUUUAGAGACCAGUUGACCUAGUAGGAACCAUGUAUAUCUGUACCCGACUUUGUACGUAAGGAGGAUGUAAGAUCUCGCCAUGUAGACCCAUUUGUGGACGGCAGGAUGUUUGGCAGUAUCGGCAGAAGUGAAGCAGCGGAGUCUUGGAAUAUCCAGGGAUCAUGUAACUAAGAUGUAGCGGAGUGUAUCAUGACGUUAUCCUAUAUAGAGGGCUGUGUGUGUGGGCCGUUGCCAGCAGUGUAUUACAGCAUGUUCAGCUCCGUGAAGUAACAAUGGCCACCAACUAUGACAUCUGUCCUUCAAGGGUUCAAAUUCUGCGCCAGCUUAGUAGCAUGGAAACAUUCAUGGUCAGAAUUUACACAGGUUCUCUGAGCCAAGAGACCGAGUUUGUCAGUGUAGAAGCGGAAAAAGGCACUCCUGCGUGUGAUGUUGUCAAAGUUGCAGUUCGCAAGUUGAAGUUGGGAAACAACCCCCACAAUUACGAAAUUGCUGAAGUGUUUUCAUCUGGAGGUCAGUUGUGUAAGGAAAGAAGAUUAGACCCAAUGGAUAACCCGGUUCGAGUCCAGCUUCUUUGGCCAAAGGUCAUCAAUGCUGAAAUUGAUAGAGGUCAAGGCCUUUACACAGGAUACCGAUUCUACAUCAGAAAGGCAGAUCCUGAAACCCAAAAGGUUUCAGGAUGGGUUGAGUGCAAAGAUGCUAGUGUAGUAGACUCUUUCUUGAGUUCCUUUCUGAAACAACCAACAAGCAAUAAGGAGUACACUGAUUUGUGCAAUCUGCCAGAUCUGAAUGAGAAAACAUUAUUGGAAAAUAUAAAAGCUCGUUUCGAGAAUGCCAACAUCUAUACCUAUGUGGGAUCAAUCCUCAUUGCUGUGAAUCCUUUCAAGUUCUUCCCAAUAUAUAAUCCCAAAUAUGUGAAAAUGUAUCAGAAUAAGUGGCUUGGGGAAUUACCGCCACACAUUUUUGCAAUAGCAGAUGCUGCAUAUUCCACAAUGUUGAGGACUAAACAGAACCAGUGUAUAGUGAUAUCUGGAGAGUCUGGUUCAGGGAAGACGGAGAGUACCAACCUGUUGCUUCAUCACCUGACAGCCCUCAGCCACAAAGGGCUUCAUGGAAGUGGGGUGGAACAGACCAUCCUUGGGGCAGGGCCAGUACUGGAGGCAUUUGGAAAUGCGAAAACAGUCCACAACAACAAUUCAAGUAGAUUUGGGAAGUUCAUUCAAGUCAACUACAAGGAAAAUGGAAUGGUCCAUGGAGCUAUUGUUGAAAAAUACUUACUAGAGAAGUCACGGAUAGUUUCACAAGCAAAAAAUGAAAGAAACUACCACGUGUUUUACUAUUUACUUGCGGGCGCAGACAAGAAUGAGAGGGACUCACUGUUCUUAUCCAAACCAGAAGAGUAUUACUAUCUUUCUCAGAGUGACUGCUACAGCGUUGAAGGGGUUGAUGAGGUCGAUGAAUUUGCCAGACUUAAACAAUCCAUGGAGAUGGUCGGCUUCUCACAUGAGACGCAGAAGAGGAUAUUUGCAGUACUGUCAGCAGUGUUGCACUUGGGCAAUAUAGAGUUCAGAAAGAAAGGGGAUCAGCACCAUGACGAGUCUGUGUCUGUGAAGAAUGAAGCCACUGUGGAGAUCAUCUGCAACCUACUCAAGGUUAAGGAGAAGACUGUGCUGGAAGCUCUCACCACCAAGAAGACUGUCGCAGGGGAUGAAACAGUCGUCAUCAACUACAAGAUGGAGGAUGCAAUCGCUACACGAGAUGCCAUGGCAAAGUGUUUGUAUGGAUCUCUGUUUGACUGGAUUGUCCUCAAAGUGAACCAGGCUUUGCUAGCCAAGAAACACAACAGUGAACAUCAGGUGCCGAAGGAGGUGGUAUUAAACACGUCUGAUUCCAGCCAAGAGUCUAAUGGCCCUCUUCAGGGUCAGCUUGAUUUGGAAAGUGAUCCUUUGGCUUUGGGAAACUCCAUAGGCGUCCUUGACAUCUUUGGCUUUGAAGAUUUUGGCAAGAACAGUUUCGAGCAGUUCUGUAUCAACUUUGCCAAUGAACACCUUCAGUACUACUUUAACCAACACAUCUUCAAGUUUGAACAGGAGGAGUAUCAGCGUGAAGGCAUCCAGUGGAAGAACAUCGAGUUCAUCGACAACACAGCCUGUCUAGAGCUGUUCAGCAAAAGGCCUAAAGGUCUCUUCUGUCUCAUGGAUGAAGAGUGCAAUUUUCCUGGUGCAACCAACGACACGAUGCUGUCUAAGUUCAGCCACCAACACACCAACAACCCCUACUACCAAGUCCCACAACUCAAGGAGAGGGCCUUUGUCAUUGUACACUAUGCUGGAAAGGUCAAAUACAGUAUCAAGGAUUUCCGAGAGAAGAAUGCUGAUCUAAUCAGAACAGAUAUAGUUGGUGUUCUGAAGAAGAGCAGUCAGUCUUUUGUCCGGGAACUUGUAGGUAUUGACCCAGUGGCUGUGUUGCGAUGGUCUAUAGUAAGAGCUUUCUUCCGAUGCUAUCAUGCGUUCUUCCGUGCGGGAGAAAGGUACAGGAAGAAUGGAGGACCUGAACGGAAGAAAUUAAAGAAGAGAUUAUCUGAUUCUCAACUUGAAACCAGUAUUGGUGAGAACUUGUUAAGUCAUCAGCCGAAUGAACAACGCUCACAAUCUAGUCCGCAUGCUAGCCCGUCGAAUGCAUGCCCAACCACUGUUGAUGAGUGUUUUAGCGACGAUGACAGUGUGUUUAUGAGGCAGCAUGGUGACUUAAUGCACAAAGAGAAAAUAUUGGAGUCCCAUAUGUCCGCUGCAGACACUCGUGUCAUCCGUAAAGCUGCAAAAAUCAUUAUGAAAAGCAGGUCAUUCAAACCUAAACCAAGACCCUCUCUGAGUUUCCGAGACAUCAAGACUCUGAAGGCCAUAGCCAGCAGGACAAUGAUUUCCUUUGGUGGCAGCCGUGUAGGCUCCAAGAAACAGCCGCCCACGGUCGGGGCUCAGUUCCAGUGGUCCCUGUCCAGGUUGAUGCACACCCUGAACAAGGCAAACCCUUUCUUCAUCCGCUGUAUCAAGUCUAAUGCUGAUAAGGCUCCAUGUGUGUUUGAUGAUGAGAUAGUACUGAGACAGUUGCGGUACACUGGCAUGUUGGCCACUGUGAAGAUACGGCAGUCCGGCUACAACUACAGGCUCACGUUUGAGGAGUUCAUCCAGCUGUACAAGAUCCUGCUGCCUAAAGGACUUCUCAGCUCACAGGAGGAUGUGAAGAUAUUCCUGGAGAGCAUGGAUCUCAACAGGGACAACUACCAGAUUGGCAAGACAAAGGUGUUUUUACGUGAGAGUGAGAAGCUGAUGCUAGAUGAAGCACUUCAUCGUGCCAUCAUGGAGCGGGUCAUCAAGAUCCAACGGUGGGCUAAGACCAUCUUGGAAAGACAGAACUACACCAGGUUACGAACAGCAGUGGUCUUCGCACAGAAAUGUACAAGACGAUGGCUUGCUCAGAGAACUCUUUCUAGUCUCCGUCUGGAGUAUGAUGCUGCUCUGGCUAUUCAGAGAUGGUACCGGGGUAUCAGUGUCCGAAGAUGGUACCGAUUAUCAGAAAACGUCAUUUGUAUACAAACAGCAGCCAGAGGCUUCCUUGCUCGAAAAAGACAUCACCAAAUGUUGGUCAACCGUGACAUCAAGCGGAAGGCAGAAGAAGAACAAGUGCGGCAGAAACUGGAAGACUUGCAGUCAUCCACCAGCGAUGAAGGCGUGCUGCUGAAGGGCUCCAGUGCUGAGGAGUUGUUGGAGCGUGAAUGUCAAGCACUACACAGGAGAGACUCAGAGGAGAGCAGUGGUAUCCUUGAAGACUCAGAGUCGGAGACAACAUCUGAGCCCAAGAGCCGAGUUGUGUCAGGGGCAUCACCUCCCAUCACCCCUACCAGUUCUGGGUCAGGGUCAGUGUUUAUACCUCGUGGAGAAAAUAAAGAUGAUAGCUGGGAACAUACCAGGAGCCCCGGGAGAGUGCAAGAACUGGCUCGGGCCUUCCAGUCUCAGCCAACUACGCCGAGUAAGGACGAGAAUGACGGCAGGAAGUAUUUUAUCCGCCGAGGAUCUCAAAGAUGGAAACCCAAAGAGCAGAGCCCAGCCCCUCUAGCUAAACAGGAGUCUUUCUCCGAUAUGGAAUUGUCCCCUACUCAGCCGUCGGACACAUUAACCACAGCAUUCCCCUUGUCCCCGGACAAGAUACAGGCCAUAGAACAUGUGGUGUCCAAACACAGGGACAGGCAUGACCAGCAGCAGGUUGAUGGAGACAGACUGCAGCCCGAUGUAGCAGGUGGCCCUCCUCAUCUUAGUCCAUUCCACAGGGUGAAGAAAGGCUUUAAGAACAUGAUGGGAGAUUUUAUAGACGCCAAAGGUUGUGGUCCCUCUACCCUUAUCAUGCGCCACACAAGGAAUUCAUUCCGAACUCUAUUUCGCGACAAGAGCAAGAAGAAAGAGAGAGGACAUACAGACAGCGACGAGGAAUCUGAGGAGGCCGGCUCACCCAGCAGUAAAACGUCACCCAGUAAACGCCCUCAAGAUUUGGGUGUGUCAGUAUUGCCCCCCCACCCAACGGCGACGCCCAUAACACCAAGAUCUCCCAUGAAGGAGCGCAAUGAGAGAGACUUCCAGAUUGUGUCGCAGCAUGGCUGGCAGCGGGAGAAGAGGAAGAAGAAGAGGCGUCAGCAGGGACAGGUGCAGUCUCGUGGCAACUGGAAGGUGGAGGGGACGUCCCAGUGGCAGUACCCAGCAGAGCUUGUCAUCACAGACUUGCAGGAACUCAUGUUUCUGGAUGAGUUCAUUGGAAAGAAGCAUGAAGAAGUGUUCAAGAAUGAGGGCAAGCGGGCAACAAUCUUUGAUAAAAUAUUUCAGGGAGCUAUAGAAGAAUUCCGAAAAAACUUGAAGGCAAUAGUUGGAACAGAAAGCCAGAAGGAUGCUGUGUGUGUACGGUAUCGUGACCUGCUGUCUAACUUUGAGCAGAGCCUCAGUGCGGAAGUCAAGCAUGAGCGGACUAAUGCAACAUUUCCUGUCACUAUGGGUAUCAAUGCAUUUCGAGGAUUUCUCGAUGAGUUCAUAAAAAAUCAUGCAGGGAAAAAGAGAGAAGAGAAGAAGAAGGAGGAGAAGAAAGUAGAAAACAAGAAUGCCAAGAAAGAUAAAAACAGGAAGGAUGCUGUUGAGCAUCUUGGUCACAAGUUUCUGCAGGUUCAGUUUAACAUUCCCACGUUCUGUGAACUGUGUUCCUCCCUCAUCUGGAUCAUGGAGAAGGGACAAGUCUGUCAAGUGUGUAAAUAUACGUGUCAUAAAAAGUGCAGCACCAAGACGAUGCCGACCUGUCGAGGAGCUCUAGAUACUCAGGGAAAGGUGAGCUCGCAGAUAUUUGGUGCUGGAUUAGAGUCUCUUGUGACCGAGAGUUGUAAGGUGCCGAAGGUGGCCGAGAGGUUGAUACAGACGAUAGAGCUGAAUGGUAUGUUCACGGAAGGCUUGUACAGGAAGUCUGGAGCAGCGCCGAAAGUCCGACACCUACGACAGAUUAUAGAAUCAGAUAUUGAUGCUGUGGACUUUGAGGAGUAUCCUGUCCAUGUCCUCACCUCCACACUCAAGUGCUUUUUCCGAGAGCUGCCGGAACCUCUCCUCACCUUUGACCUCUAUGACGACUUCCUCAGAGCGGCAGAGAUCAAAGAUGAGAAAGAAAGAAUCCAAUCAUUAUUUACUGUGAUAGAAAGACUCCCCAAGGCCAACUAUGACCUCUGUGAGAGGCUUAUGUUCCAUCUAGCCAGAGUUGCAAUGCAUGAAGGCAGCAACAAGAUGUCGUCCAACGGCUUGGCCAUCAUAUUUGCCCCCUGUCUGUUACGAAGCAAUAAGGUGAUGCAGGCUCAGGAGAGCCUCAACCAGGUGCCCCGACAGACACUGUGUAUAGAAUUUAUUUUGGGAGAGCAACUGAUGAAGGUGAAUGCCACUCUAGAGGACAUUCACACAUUGGAAUCAGCAGAAAAAUCUGCUGCCGACCGAUUGUCCUUUGUCCGAGCCAGUAUCAGAACCCCCAAGUCAAGGCCUGUGUCGAUGCACAAGCCGAUAUCUCCCAUACCGGUCAAAGAAGAGGAAGAGGAGGAAGAGACUCUGCUGAUAGAGGAAGCACGGGUUCUCUCUGCUCAUAUAGCCUCCAUACACAAAGAAAAGGAUAACCUGACCACCCGACUGCCAGUGCUGGAGCCUCGACAGGCAAGCUCUGAUGAGGACAUGCUCACAGGCGAUGAGUUUGAGAGCUCCUUCGACCCCAUGGAUGACUUGGAGGAUAAUGAAGAGUAUGCUUCAACGUUUGAUCUGCCAGUCAGUCCCCCGUCUCUAUUACAUCUGACAAAGAGAAGAACGAUUCAACCGUGUAAGAAGCCACCAUCUCGGUACUCUGUUGCUAUCAAGAAGGCCCAGUUACAGUAUGAGUCGUGUGGGAGCCUUCUGGAAGAUGAACUUGAUGAUGUGCCUGUGCCAACAAUCACUGUACAGAGGACCGGUGGGUCAGGAUCGUUUGUGGACCACAUGGUCAUCGAGUCCAGCUUCGUAUCAAUACCAGACUUUAAGACCCUAGCCGAGGAAGAUGAAAUCAUGGUGUGAUGUGGCGUCAAAGCCGAACUGUGAUUGGUUCAAUUGUGCCAGUAGGCAAAACAAGUCUUUCAUGUUUGGAUUGGCCAAAGAGGCUGAAAACAUUAGGAGGAAGUUCAUAGAUGAUUUAUUUCCCAAAGGCUUUUACUCAUCAGUUGUUUUGCUCAUGUCUCUGCUAUGAACGUGUGCGAAAGGAGGAUUACAUCCCUUUGAUAGUCAAUGACUGUGUUAAGAAGACAAUGUUGGAUUCCGUUGAGAUGGAGACAAAACUUCCCCCAUGAGAUUCAAAGUCUGUGAUUGAAAGACGAACGUGUUUAGCAGAAGUCAAUGGGACUUCGUGUGAACUGUGUGACAUGGUAGACUGAAGUACUUCCAAGUUCAUAUGUUCAUCCUAGGCUGCACAUCUUGACACAACUCAUGUUAUUUAUACAUCUUGUUGAAACAUAAUCCACACACAUAUUUAUAUACACUGUAGGCCUUUGAGCUCAAAACUGAGAUUUCAAAUGGAAAAUCAUGAAUGUGUGUAUGAUUAGUGAGAACUUGUGGGAUGUCUGAUAUAGGGAUGUACUGCCUAUGGACAAUGAUUUGUAUCUGAUGAACAGGAGAAGUGUUUGUCUACAGAGUGAAAACCUUGCAUUUGUUAGAACUGUGUUAGUCUCUGGAACUCUGUAUGGUGGGUUUCUGUAUCUCCAGACCUGGGAAUAUCGGAGGGUGAAGCGUGUGUUUUUCUUUGGACAUAAUAUGGAUCCAUGCUACAUGUUGAGAGUGAGGAGUGGGUGUUGACCGACGAAUGCCUUGUGUCUAAGGUGCUAAGGGUGUGGCCAAGGAAGAUAGCCAUAACCACAUGACAUUAUUGGGGUUGGGGGGUGGGGUGUGUGUGUGUGUACACUCAAGAACAUGUUUGUCACCUGGUGAAAUACGGUCACAUGGGGUGAAACAGAUCAUGUGGAGUAUUUUAAAAAUAGGACUUGAACUUCACAAUAUGAGCAAUAUGUUCUUACAACCUGUUGGGAGUGCCCAUCAUUGCUGACACAAACUCCCUACAGCUCCUGCACAGUGUACAGCUGUGAGGAUCUCUUGUUGCCAUUUUCAUAUGUUGUUACACAUUUCUUUGCUACUUUUGCUUUCCUCUAGAAUUGCUCAGUUAUGUGCCAAGUUUUAAAUCUUAUGUGAUACAGCACAGCAUGUUAACUUUGUUGGUCUGUCUUUUAGAGGCUUUUCAAUCUCACCCACUGUUACACACUGACCGGAACUCAAACAUAGAUAUAAUACAAGUCAGUUUGAUGUGGAUGUUGAUUUAAUUUUAGUCCAUGCUCUAAGUGUAUUUGUUACAAGUUUCUUGUUGUGUUAAAGUUGUUGGUAAGCUCAGCUUCAUGUUUGGUCACCAAUCAUACAAGUACAGCUUAUCAGCAUCGUUGUGUACAUUCAUGUAUGUCAUCAUUUGAGAAUCAGGUUGCUUUCAAAUAUACUAUUCAUGCCAUGACAUUUUGUAUUGAGUACUACCUCCAAAGAAUAAUGUCUGUUUUUCAACAUUUCAUUCCAUCAUAAGCUCCUUUAGUUUCAUAAUUUAACUGAUUUCAGUCAAAUACAACGAUAUUUUGAAUAUGACCCCCCUCUUCUUUUCUCCAUUGCCCCACCCCAUAUGCAUGUUUAUGUUGGUGACCAAGCAUAUUAUGCAGAGUAGCUCAAAAGUUUGCCUAUUUAGCUCAGUGUUCUGAGGUUUUAUUCUUUAUAUUUAAUCUUUUUCUUUGUUUUAAAAUGUGGUUAAAUUAUAGUUAAAAUAUGGGUACUUGCCAUGUCAGUCAUGCGUCAUCAUAUACAACCUUACAGUUGUAAUUCUCAAGUAUUCCAAGUAACUUAAAAAACACAUUUAUAUCAAAAUGAUACCAUAAUAUAGUGAUUUGCAGUAACCAAAGGUGUACGGAAGAUUUCAUGAUGGCUAAGGAAGUUGUAGGUUAUAUUCCUGUGUUGAACUGACUCUCCUGUGACACAACCAGAUCUUGAUCUGCCUGUAAGAUGCAGAUGAUUUCUUGUUACUGUGUAAUAUCACUCUUGUUUAUGCUCAUGUCCACAUUCCUAGUAUAUAUCAAAGAGUGUUAUAGCAGUUGCGGUCGGAUAAUCUCUGGAAAACACAGGAACUCCACAACUGCGAUAGCCAUCUUCAGGCAACAGAGGUAUCUAUGUUUGUGUGAAUAUGUUUUGGGUUAACAAAGUUGUGAGCAUGUAAUGUAUUCUACCUUGAGGGAUUGUACCAAUGCUCUUCACUAUUGUCAGGAUGUAAACUCAGCACGACAAGGUGUAUAAUGUUUUCAUUCUCAGGAAUAAAGACUUUUUAUAGGGUUAGAAUACAGGGAACUCCUAAGAAUCAAAAGCAAACAUAUCAGAUAUAGAUGGAACUAUCCCAUAAUUAUGAUUUGUAAAUCAAAAUUGUUUCAGGUACAAUAUGCCUUCUUUUCAUCAAAUCAUGUUUUUAACAUUUAUGGGAUCAUUAUCCUGGAAGCAAGAUCCAGUCAGUGCCAAAAUAUUGGGAAUCUAACAUCCUCAGCUUAACUUUUUCAUGAGUUUUAGUUGGUCUUGGUCAUGAUGUAUGGACUUGUGUUCGCUGUUAUAGGACAGCAACACUUUCUACUCAUCAGACAAUUGGGGAAAUUCCAUAGGCAACUUGCCAACUCUCUUGAUGAACAGUUGGAAGAGCCAGUAUAUGUACAUAUGUAAAUAGAACCAUCUGUACCAUGGCCUGUUAGUGGACAAAGCUAUGUCCGUGAAUGCAUGUUCCACUACGUCCAUAGAGCUGUGUUCAUCUUGUGGUUGUCGACGGAUUCCUCCCAUAAUGAUUAUACAGCACUGAUUCCUGUUUGUGAGACUCCCCGUCAGUACUGUCCACACAAGUGUAUGCAGAUUGCUGUGUUGUUGGAUCAUCUGGGUUAGUUGAUGAUGGUGGAAACAUUCUGCAAGUUUAUCUUCUGCUUCAACACAAUCCCCUGUCUCAGUGGUACAGCCCUGUGUGUUGUUCGAGAACAGUUGGGAGUUCUGCAUAGAUAUUUAUUGAAGGAUAAAAGUACUUGUCAUCCUCUCAUGCUGUAUUGGCUUGGAAUCAAUAAGACAAAACUAUCAUUUGUUUGAAAAUAUAUCUUGUACUGGUGCUUGAAUAGCUUGAAAAAUAGAUUGAAAAAUUUCAGAUAUUUAGAUUAAGUGUCUGGUUUCAGUAGUCCCAAGGGCAGAUUGAAUUGUCAGGUUGCUUUCAUUCUCUGUUUUUUGGUUAAAGAUAAGAAGUUUGAAAGUUACCCUAUGUGCCCCUAAUACUCAUUAAAAUAGCAUCAUGCUAGUCUGGUCUGUCAUAACCUUAGCUUGUUUUUUUGCAUAAAUCAUCUAUAAGGUUAUAUUGUUUUUAUCGUUUUUUAUCAUUAUCAAUCUGUUUCAGGUAUCAAUAUGUUUAUGUUAUCUUUCAUUUCUUAAACAUAAUUUGUCCAGCUUGCAGGAAAUCUUCAGACAAAUGAAAUAUCAGGUUUUAUUUGUAUACAAUCAAUCUAAGGUAAUAGUUAAGAAUUCUUGUAUCCUCAUCUGUU
This is a messenger RNA of Haliotis rubra (blacklip abalone), 10232 nucleotides long. RefSeq names its product unconventional myosin-IXAa-like. Gene Ontology annotation, molecular function: microfilament motor activity; protein binding; GTPase activator activity. The record is from RefSeq and is a predicted model, not a curated record. Gene Ontology annotation, cellular component: myosin complex. Gene Ontology annotation, biological process: intracellular signal transduction. NCBI's taxonomy places the organism in Eukaryota, Metazoa, Mollusca, Gastropoda, Lepetellida, Haliotidae.